Molecule: messenger RNA, 3128 nt
Organism: Linum trigynum
Lineage: Eukaryota; Viridiplantae; Streptophyta; Magnoliopsida; Malpighiales; Linaceae
Source: the annotation of a GenBank genome assembly
UUUCCAUUUUGUAUGUUUGUCGGUCUAUUUUGUAUAUUUUGUAUUGUUUGUUAAUCUGGUUUGUACAGUUUUUUCAUCUGGCUUGUGUAAACAAUGUAAAAUAAUAAGAGGAGAACUGAGACUGUUGGAAAGUGAUAAGAGAGAGCAAAAAAUAAAAUAAAUAAAACCAAUUUAUCACAAUAUCUACCUCUAUCACUAAAUAAAAUGUCAUUCCCACUUUUUAGCCGUAGUGUGUCUAGAUCCGAAGGCUAUGAGAGGUUUAGUCAAGUGACUAAGGACCUCCCUUAGUCACAUGAUCCGUACUCCAAAAAAUAUUGUGGGCCAUUUACUCAAACUUGUACAUAUUCCAAUGGGUUGACUGUUAAGCGUGUCACCGUGUUAGCCUCUCUCAUUACAUGUCUCCAUCUUUCAUUUUUUAGUUAGUUGAUCUUCCACUUAACGCACCUACAAAUCCCACAUAUUUUGUCGCAUCGACUAGGCUUCGUUCAGUUUUUGUGAUAGGGGCAUGCAAUCGGUUACAUUAGUUGUAAUGUUGCUGUUCGGGCCAACCAAUUGGAUCAUUUGCGUGGUGUUUGUGCGACUAGUCCACAUCCCUUUGUGGUUAUUGGUGAUUUUAAUACUACCCUCCAUGAGGGUGAGAAGGAUGGGGGACGAGAUUGGAAUGCGGCUCAAGCCAUUAGCCUUCGGGAUUUUGUUCAUGACUUGGGGCUCCAUGACCCUGGCUUCCAAGGGGAUCAAUUCACGUGGACCAAUAAGCGUAUGGGGGAGGCAUGCAUUCGCGAACGUCUGGAUAGGGCUCUUUGCUCUCAAUCAUGGAUAGAUACUUAUCCAGAGACUUUGGUCAAACAUUUCACAGACCAGGGGUCGGACCAUCGUGCCCUCCUUCUUGCCGAUAAACCUUAUAAUCGGAGUAGUCGGCCUCUAUUUCGGUUUGAUGCUCGUUGGGCGGAUAACCCAGAGGUGAGAGCUAUGGUCCAAUAUGUCUGGCAGGAGGAGAUGCAAGGAACCCCUAUGUUUAGACUGUGGGAGCGAUUAAAGAAACUCCGGCACCUGCUUUACGAUUGGAGAAGGGCGGGCACAACUAAUUCUCUGCGUAAUAUCAAGACUCUCCAGACUCAGAUUGAUGGGAUAAAGUCGAUCCAUCCGGUGGACUGGGAUGCGAUCAGAAGACUGGAGACGGAGCUCUCCCGUCAAUGGGAAGCAUAGGAGGUUUUUUGGCAGCAGAAAUCAAGGGUUAAGUGGCUAAAAAAGGGAGAUCAGAAUUUUGCCUACUUCCAUACGGUCACAAGGGCGAGGCGUAAGAGGAACUUUGUUUCUGGGCUUCGUAAUACGGAGGGAGAAUGGUUUACUGAGGAGUCCGGAAAAGCUUCUAUUGCCACCAACUUUUACCAGACCCUGUUUACUUCGGAAAAUCAGGUUCCUAAUAUGGCUGAAAGGGUGGCGAGUCUACCGAUUGCCCGAAAUGUUACUCCGCAAAUGAAUGCGCAUUUGACUGCGGAGGUCUUGCCUGUGGAGGUUCGGAGUACAGUUUUUUCCAUGGGGUCAAAGCAAGCCCCGGGAUCGGAUAGCUUUACGGGAAAGUUUUUUAAAGCUUUCUGGGAUAUUGUGGGCACUUCAGUGGUUGAAGCAGUAACUUCCUUUUUUGCCUCGAGCCGAAUGUUGUGGAGUUUCAAUCAUACUUGGCUCACGUUGAUCCCUAAAGUGGAUUCGGUGGAAACAAUGAGACAAUUGCGGCCGAUUAGCCUCUGUCAAUUUGUUUACAAGGUGAUUACCAAAAUCAUGGCUACACGGCUCGCUAGUUUUCUCCCGGAGAUUGUAUCGGAGGGCCAAAAUGGGUUUAUCAAAGACCGACAGAUUAUUGAUAACAUUCUUAUUGGGCAUGAACUAAUGCAUUAUCUGAAAAUAAAAAAGCAAGGGAAGAAGGGGUACAUGGCUCUGAAGGUUGACAUGGAAAAGGCCUAUGAUAGAGUCGAAUGACCCUUCUUACUUGCAGUUUUAGAUAAGAUGGGUUUUAGUUCAAUCUGGCAAGGAUGGAUACUUGAAUGUCUUAGAUCCGCCUCCUUUUCGGUUUUGAUGAAUGGUACGCCUUCGGGAUAUUUUUGUCAAGAACCAGUUGGUCCCAAUAACUCGAGUUGUUGGAAGAGGUUCAAUCGUGGAUCAUAUACUGUUUACUAACACCCCCCUUCAAACUCAAGCCAUUCAGAUAGGCUUGGAGUUUGGACAGGCACAGGUCCGGACACCGUGUGCUUAACAGAAACAGAUGGGGUCACCGGGAAUCGAACAGAAGACCUCACGGUCACAGAAGGCUCUGAUACCAUGUCAUGAACCAGUUGAUCCAAAUAACUCGAGUUGUUUGGAGAAGGUUUUGCUGGAUCUUAUACCACACUCUAACACGCCCCCUCAAACGAAAGCCAACCCAUGGGCUUGAAGUUUGCACAGGCCCACCAUACCAUGUGCUUGAAAGACAACGGUUAAUAUUGGGAGUCGUGGAGAUUCGAACACAUGACCUUUUGGUUCGAGGCUCUGAUACCAUGUCAAGAACCAGUUGGUCCCAAUAACUCGAGUUGUUGGAAGAGGUUCAAUCGUGGAUCAUAUACUGUUUACUAACAAUUUUACCGCCUCUAGAGGCCUUCGUCAGGGAGAUCCGCUCUCCCCUCUCUUAUUUGUACUAUGCACGGAGGGGUUUGCUGCUCUUCUCCGAAAGGCGAUCACGGAGAAGAAAUUAGAAGGGGUGAAAGUAGCUCCUCGUGCUCCAAGAAUCUCGCAUCUGUUCUUUGCAGAUGAUUCUUAUUUAUUCUUGCGAGGGUCGCUGCUGGAGUGCGAGAAUUUAAUUGAGGUGUUGAAUGAAUAUGAGGAACUGAGUGGUCAAUGUGUUAAUUUGGAUAAAUCGGCGGUCUGUUUUAGCAAGAAUAUCUCCCUGCCUGAUCAGGAGUUCUUGGCCUCAAUUCUUGGGGUUGGGGCGGUGGGGGUCCACGAUAAAUAUCUAGGCCUUCCAACGCUGGUUGCCAGAUCCAAAACAGCUACUUUCAGAUACUUGGAGGAUAAACUCCUAGAACGGCUUCAGGGGUGGAAGCAAAGAACGUUGUCGUGGGCGGCUAAGGAAACUUUAAUUAAAUCCAUAGCGUUGG